UACAACAACACUCCCACUAUGAGUGAACAGAAUGGACCUCAAGAAGGAAGCAUUGUUCAGGCGUUUAAGUCGUUAAGAAAGGACGAUUUUGUUCACAUGCUUCAUCAUCCAUGCUUUAAAGAAUCCACCAUAACAAGUGUUCUCUGCGGUAUUGGUGUAGGGUGUAUCCACUUGUUUAUGAAAGCACCUCGUAGUAAAGCUCUAAAUUGGGGAUUUGGUACGUAUUUUGGUAUGAGUUUGGUUUCAUGGGAAGGAUGCAAUUACCGUAAGCAAUUGGAAACCCAAAACUUCAACAUCCAAAUUCAAGAAGCAGCUCAAGGACUCCCUAAGCAUCGGACAUCGCGACCUGCUGAAAAUAAUGACUCCGAAGAUGCUUAAUACCGGAAAUUUGCAAAGUCUUGGGAUACCACGUUGUCGAAUUAAUCAUUCAGCUUGAUUUUUAAUUCUUUCUUUGAAAAAUACAACAAAGAUAAGAAAGCAAAGCAAAACUCCCAUCUUUUUGGUGUCAGGCAUGUCUGAAGGAAAAAUCUCCGUAUAGAGGUUUCUUUCUUUGUAUAGAAGGUGAUGGUAGACAAUCUUCCAAGUUCCUAUCUUUUGUUUACCAUUUUUGCUUACCAUUUUUGAAGUAUCACAUAGGAAAUUUGGAUGUAAACAUUUAUGGAACCUUUUGAUUACACUUCGUACUCUUCAUGAGUGGCACGAGUCUGCAGAUUUCGUGAGAAUGAUUACAGACCAAGAUAGUCUUAUAUUCACUGCAAUAAAACUAUCCUCAACAAACAUCGGUGACCUUUAACCGCCUAGUAAAAGGACGAAUACUUUUUUUUGAUAACGGAAACCUUUUUUCCGUUGGCGUUCAGUAGUUUUAUUUAUGUGAGUUAGGAAUUCCCUUUCGAACUCAGUUCAUGUAAGAUAUCUCGUUAAAUUCGGCUGCUGUCUGCUUUCAAAAAACGUAACUUUACGGAAUUCCCAGUAACUCUCGACUAUAUAUCAUUCAAUCCGCAUUUACAAGAGACAAUGCGAAUAACCAGAACAAUAGACUGUGUACAGUCAAUGUACAAUUUCUGAACUCUGCAAUAUCAUGAAUCCAAAUUUAUACAAACAAGAGAAUCACUUCACACCCAUUUCUCAAACUCGUACUGGAUUUAUCAAUAACACUUUUGUACCUUACCAUCUCUGCUCUUGAACAUUUUUUCCAUUCGUGUAAAUGAUCUUAC
Molecule: messenger RNA, 1214 nt
Organism: Schizosaccharomyces octosporus yFS286
Lineage: Eukaryota; Fungi; Ascomycota; Schizosaccharomycetes; Schizosaccharomycetales; Schizosaccharomycetaceae
Exons: 3
Coding region: 19-378 (119 amino acids)
Biological process (GO): mitochondrial respiratory chain complex IV assembly
Cellular component (GO): mitochondrion; mitochondrial inner membrane
Source: RefSeq, a predicted model, not a curated record